AUGCUGCCCGAAAACCUUUCCACUUUACGCGUCGUUGAUCUCAAGGAGGAGCUCUCCAAACGCAAGCUCCCUGUCAAAGGAAAGAAAGACGAGUUGAUCGCACGCCUUCAGCAAUCGCUUGAUGACGAGAAACAAAAAGAAGGAGCCGUAGAAGAACCGCCAAAGGAGACAUCAGCACAAGUCGACAAUGCAUCUAAAGAGACAACCACAGAAGAGAAUCAGCCACAGCCAUCUGAUGAGAAGGCAGCACCUACAGAGGAAGCGAUCCAGCACAAUGAACCUGUCCAAGAGGUGACAACAGACGACAAAAAUACAGCCGAUACCACCACUACCACCACCACCACCAUGCCAAAGGAAGAAAAGCCAUUAGAGGAUGAUGAUCGUGGAACAAAGCGUAAACGAAGUGUGGAUGAAAAGGAAGAAGUAAAAGAACCACAACCUGAAAAGCGCACCAAAUCAGAUAUCAAGCAUCCCGAAGAAGAACAACCACAACAGCAACAACAACAGCAGCAGCCACAGCCGCAACCAGAGACCAAGGAAGAGCAACAGCAGCCACAGCCGCAACCAGAGACCAAGGAAGAGCAACAGCAGCCACAGCCGCAACCAGAGACCAAGAAAGAACAGCAACAGCCAAAGGAGAACAUUGUCACCAGCUCUGCUAUCUACAUCAAGGGAUUUGUACGGCCAUUGAUUGUACGCCAUGUACAAGAAUUGAUUGCAAAAUAUGGCACGGUGAAAAGGUUUUGGAUGGAUGCGAUCAAGACUCAUUGUUAUGUUAUUUACGAAUCAACAGAAGAAGCAAAAGCAGCAUUUGAAGGCAUUGAUGGCAUCGUAUUUCCUCGUGAGACGGGAAAAGAAGUGACGGUGGGUGGUCUUACUCCAGAGCAAGCUGAAGUGUUGAUUGAGCAAGAACAAACUGCAGCUGAUCGACGUAUGAAGAUUGAUUGGGAAGGAGCUAUUGAAUCAGUGAUCAAGGGCGAAGUCAAAGAAGUCAACAAAUCACCAUCAUCGUCAUCAAACAGUCCUGAUGCAAGACGUCCACGUCUCUUUGGUAUUUCUCAAAUCACUCGUGAAUUACAAAAAGCUGCCACAGCAUCAGUGUUAGCAUCUGAAAACAACGCAGCGGCAUCAACAUUGGAUGAACGACCGACGAACUUGUUGCAGGAUAAUGUUGAAGGACCAUCUAUGCUAGUGGCUGAGGACAACCAGAUGGCAGCACCAACAGCAUCAUUGGAUGAACUUUUCCGCAAGACGAAAGCGACACCCCAUCUUUAUUACCUUCCUGUAUCAGAAGAAAUAGCACAGCAAAGAUUAGAAAAAUUGAGACAAAAAACAGCGUAG
Messenger RNA from Lichtheimia ornata, 1341 nucleotides. RefSeq lists its product as uncharacterized. Lineage: Eukaryota; Fungi; Mucoromycota; Mucoromycetes; Mucorales; Lichtheimiaceae. The record is from RefSeq and is a predicted model, not a curated record. Bases 1 to 1341 code for a protein of 446 amino acids. The transcript is spliced from 5 exons. Gene Ontology annotation, molecular function: RNA binding.